CGGCUUUCCUUCUGUUGACGCUAUGCUCAGGAAUGUGGGUGCGUGUUUGUGUGCAGACAUGUGUAUCUGGUUUAAAUGAUUAGAUGCAGCUGUGUUUACACGUUGUAGCUUAUAUUACCAUAUAUUGGCUGAAUUGUAGUGGAUGAAUCAAGGAGAUCAGUGAUUUUUCAAUGUUGAACAAAGAGCAUAUACAGUAGACUUCUGUCCCAGAGCUCAUUCAGGCGAUAAACUGGUUUGAAAUAAUAAAAAACAAACAUAAUUAUUGAAGAAAGUAAACAACUAACAUGUACAAAUGUUUCUCCAUUAGCAGAGAAUGAAAACACUGUUGAAUAAUGUAUUUGAUUUAUUGUUUUGCUCUCAUGUAUACAACAUUUUUCUGUUGUAAAAUGGAUGAAUCGCUCUGCGCAGGGCAGGAGACUCGUAGGACCGAGUUAAGGCUGUGUUGGUGUUAUAGUACCACUCUACACGUAAUAGAUAAUGAUUCACUAACAAAGUAACAAAUGUAUUAUGAUGACAGAUCUAUACAAUUAAGCUGAGAUUCACACCUACUGUAUUAAUCUAAAUAGAGCAAAACAAGCCUGUUUUAAAGUACUGUAUUCUACCACCUGCACUACUUUGAAAUGACAGAUGGCAUGCUUCUCAUCAGUUAGUUCUGCUGCAGAUCGGCUGUGUAACGAAUCACUCGUCCUCGUUUGUGUUGGAUGUAAAAGCGUGUGGCGGCAGAGGCUGCUUUGCUAGAUCAGCUCAGUCCCCAAUGAUGAGGGAGACGGACACGAAUAGAUCAGAGUUUAGUCUUGUAACAAAACAAACGGCCAGAAACGAUCCUCUGGGUGCUUUUCUAUCUCUCUUUUUCCAGCCAUAUUCAACUUCUGUCUUCCUUUUCUGUCUCUUAAAUCUGAACGUAACAGCCAAGUGUCCCUGUGAAAUCAAACCCUGGCUGUCUCAUGAUGGAUCUGACCUCUCUGAACUCACACUUCCUCCAUAAACUGCACUCACCCACCAUCGAUCUUGGAGUUACACGCCACCCGCUUCCUAAGCCGCUGAUCUGACUUGCUCUUUGAAACUCCAUUGUGUCUAUGUUGUUGUCUUUGUCCUGUUUCUACUGGGCUUGCCGCCUGUUUUAUGACUUAAUGCUGCCGGCAUUUUACAUUUUUUCCUCCUCUCUCUUUUGUCUUACUGUAUUUUGAAACCACUCUAUAUGUUGAAUGGACUCUGAAAUGUCCCACCAAUAGGUGAGUGAUGUCUGGACAGAAUAAGGAUGGCACUUCAAUCUCUUUUUAUCAUGCAAUGGCACUAAAAACGGCUUUCUUUUUACUUGAAAUAUCUCCGUGCCAUUACAUUGCAGACGUGGUUUGAAGGAGUUGUGAUGGAUGUUGUGACCACAGCCUCUCUCUGAAAGAGCAAACAACCAUUUUACAGUUGGACAUAUUGGUUUUUAUUUAGUUUUAGGUAUUCUUUUUCGCUUCGUUUGAUUGUUUUACAGUUUUACUCUCGUUUUAGUCAACACACAUUUUGUUAAAGCAUUUUAGUGGUGAAAUUUUAGUUAUUUUUUUAUUUAUUUCAGUUUUUUAAGCUUUCUGAGGAUAAAGUUGUUGCCAUCUUUAAAAAUACACUCUUUAUGGUUACAGGUGUUGUUCUCAUCUAUUGUGAGGUUAGAGAAAAAAGGCACUGUUUACCUGUUUAUACUCGACUGUAAUGUAAUGGUUCACACACACACUACCGCUGCUUCUUGACAGUAUGACAAGAAAGCGUCAGAACACUGAUUAGAUGAAAUGGUGGGUGGUAGUUGUUUACUUUUUUACAUUUUUUUUUUAUCAGAGCUGAUCGGACUAAUCCUUGAAUAUAGAAGAUAUAGAAUCUGUUUCCUUGCUGCUUGUUAUUAAUACUAUAUAUGUGAGUGUGUGUGUGUGUGUGUGUGUGUGAGAGAGUCUAAGCUAGAUAAUAUGCUUUGAAUAAUGUGCUUGUAUUGGUUUUGCAUCUUGUCUCUGACAUGGCUGUCUUGGUAUUAGACUAUUGUUUACUCAAUUUAUUGGAUAUAUGAAUGAUACUAAUCAUGACUCCAUAUAGUCAGUGUACAGCGCUAUUGAAGCCCUGCAUUGUUACAGGAUCCACGCUGCUUUACUGGGAUUAUUGUGCCGUCCUUUGUUGUACUGGGAUUGCUCUUCUCUUCAGUGGCUGCAUGCUGCAUGAAACUUGAAUUCAUUAAUAAGCUCACAUUGUGGUCCAGACAGUCGACACCCAUUUUCUCCCUGUCACUCGCUCUGUUGCCUUUCUGCUUUAUCAGCAGUAUGUUGAGAAAUUGAGAACCCAGAUGCAGGCAGGUCAUUAAAUCUUAAAUUAGGUAAAUGGUGUGCAAGGCGGUCAGCUAUGAAAAUAGAGGUUCAGUUUCCUCCUUUUUCAUCCUCUGGGUGGAUUUUGCUGGUCAGGUGAAGCUCCUUAUGCCAACUAAGAGAGCGGAGAGUGUUUUUCCCACAGCACUGCAAUCUGCCACAGUGGGCUGGAUACUGUUUUGUUGCUGUUGAAAGGCCACCACUGUUGGAAGCUCCAUUCUCUGUGAGUAAUAUUAGUUUGAAUUAUCUGUCUGGCAUUUUAUGCUACAGGCAGUGAGUGAUGAAAGCUUUUUUUUCUUUUAAUGAAGUUUCCCUUUCAGCCAAACUCAAAGCAAUAAACAUAGUUAUUUGUGAGCAUCUAUGGAUUGGUUAGUUCAUACCAGUGGAGCCGGUGACGUGUUUGACUUGAUGAUGAAGAUUGUAAGAACGAUGGAGAAGAAGUCACACUCAUUGGUGAGGACAGCUGAUAUGAAGCAGGUUUGUAAAGAGGGAUCAGUCCGUUCAUUCAGUUCACAGAAUAAUACUUGGUGCAUUAUGUCGUGAUAAUACUGAACCAAGUCUGAGUAGACACAAUUGUGAUGGAAAUGCCAUUUCAUAUGGCUAAAAACACGAAACACAGAAAAAAGUAGAAGGGCACUUGGAGAGCGCAGACCUCCACCAAGGUUGUUUCCAUAAGUGAAAAAUAUAGUUUGUAUCCGACCCGCAAUUCAGAUCUGCUCCGAAAUAUAACGGGUUCUUCCUUAGCCCAUGCUUCACCCUUUCAUUAAGUUUCAUCAUAAUCAGGCCAGUCGUUUUUCUGUAAUCCUGCUGACAAACCAAAAUGACAUGACGUCCUUGGCGAAGGUAAUAAACGACAGUACUUUAACAGGUUUCUAUUCAAGACAUCUACAGUCGAGGCAGCAUGUGAACCUUUGGUAUAACACUUUCUGUGAAAGGAACUGGACCUGCAGUUCAUCAUUGAAACCAUUUCUGCAACUACAAAGGUGCACUCAGUAGAAGCAGUCAAUGGAAGUAUAAAACCGGUAAUAAAAGGUGUUUUGAGAAAGUGGGAGUCAUCGCAACUACGAGAGAUCCUAUGCAGCCAUAGCUCCCAAAAUAUUAUGCAGUUUGCUGCAGCAGAAGGCGAAGUUGGCCGCCUUCACGAAACACAGAUGUGCACACUGAGUCACGGACUCACACAGUCACAAACACGAUCGAACACAUAACCUCUUCUCAGGGUUAUGCUUGGCGGAGAUAAGAAGGUAAAACGACUGUAAGGCUUGUUGAACUGCAAAGCACGUCUUAAAUCUUUGAAGACAUAUAUGUAACAUUGAAAACAUUACACUGCAAAUGAAGUUCAGGACAUUCAAAUCCUAUUUUCACGUUUGAACCUCAGUAUUCAGUUUUAAAACCAUACUCUUUCGAAACUAACUUCAACCAGUUUUAUUGUUUUGAUAUGUUACAUUAAUCUGACCUCAUACAACAAAAUGUAAAGACAUCUGUUUAGGAUCUGAAUCUGGUCAGGUCUCGCAUUAUGAUAAUGACACACUAGCACAAAAAUAAGUAAUAAGUAAAAAAUAAUUUCCUCCACAGUCUUUGGAAAGUCAGAGUCCUGAACUCAAGCCAAUUAAACUGUGCAUGCGAGACAUCCCACAAAUACCACUGAACUGAAACUAUACUUUAAUGAGCAAAUGUUCAAAACACUGCUCAUCUCUGCAGCUCUGGUCAGUGACCAUGGGAGCAUUUGUUAGAGGUUAUUGCUAAUAAUUAAUACUUAAGUAGCAUCUUUAGUCAGGACACAGAAAGGUACUUUUAUCCGUCGCACAAAGAUGCUACCUGGACUCCAGUUUUUUUUGAUGACUAAGAGCAAUCAGGGCCGGAUGAUUCAUUGCCCCAGCAUACCGAGAGUCAACUGUAAUUUCACUCUGCAGCGUCGGGCAUCGACAUGAAUGUUGCGUCUGUUUGUGAGAACUAAACCAUCAAGUGGAUGCAUGGGUUCUCUACUGUGAGCCAGUGCAGGCUGACGCAGGAAACAAUUCCUCUUGACUCUUACAUUAGUGGUUAAUUAAAGGUCUUCCACCUCCUUUGGAUAGGCGGGUUGUUAUCGUACCAAGAGGAGCGUCAGUCCAUUAGGUGGUCACAGUGUUGGCAUAAUGUGGUCUUGUGGCAUGGAUCAAUGGCCGCUGCUGCUGCUGGAAUUGACACAGCAAAAUGUUUUUAAAAGGUCUGAAACUCAGAAUGUUAUAAUGACUUUCUUCUCACAAUGAAACAUUUUUUCCUGAGAUGUUUGAACUGGUUUUAAUGAGCUCGGUGCUUGUGCAUUCAGGCCGUGCGGAGUGUUUGGGUUCCUGGAUUUUCCUGCACUAAUUUGCUUAAUGAAACUGUAACUCGUGCUCUUUAAACGCCCCUUACACUUUAGUUUGUCCCUCAGAUGGGUCGGCCUUCGUCUCUCAUCCAGUAAACAAACAGGGAAAUGUGGGGCUGAAUUUCUGAUGAACUUUGGGAUUUCAAAAGAAUAUCAUUUCAUAUUUUGGAGCAACUUAGGUUUCACUCCAGAUUCCAGUGCAUUUCUUAAAACGUGAUCCCUCUCAUGGAGAUAAUAUUAUAUAGAUUGGAGUCACCUAUGUUUAGAAAUAAAGGUGCUGUAUUUGUUGUAAUGUUCUAAAAGGGAAAUGUCGUAAAUAUAAUUUAGAUGCAAUUUAAAAACCCAUUUAUUGUAUGUAAAUAUGUGUUGGUACCUGAAAGAACAGUCUAACUAUAGAUACUGUAUAAUCAUCUCUGUGCUACUUGAUAAUCAACACAUUUAGUAGUUUACAAUGUGAAAUCAAAUACAGCAGUAUUACAGUUCUAUUAAGCACCACAUGGGAUUCAGACAACUUCAACAGUGACUUUAUUUACCCACACAUCAUCAUUUUUAUACACAAAAUGCAGCUCAAAGUGUUUAACAUUAACAAUAAUGACUGAAAACCAGAUGACAGAAAGAACAGAGUAUUUGACUACAACUUAAAAAUACACCCAAAAAGCCCGGAUACCCCCACACAGAGGCGUCUGUAUGCACCAGUCAGUGUUGGCUCUCUUUGCAUGGCUAAGCUCAACAGUAUUGAAGAAAAGAAAUGAUGAAGGUCAAGUGGGAAAUUAUUUGUUUCAUGCUUCGACGCCCCCCUUGAACAUGCCCCGGGACAUUUAGGGGAUGUUAUUUAUUUACCGUCCAACAAUCUUUCCCCGUCAGCACUUCUCUCGCCUCACUUACAGUCCUCAGCAGCCUCCCCCCCCCCCCCGUUACCUGUGUUUGCUGUUAUCGGGUGUUUUGCUGAACCAACACGCAUUGCACAGCAGACAAGCUUCAUGUGAUACUGUUGCAGUUUUCAAUCAAGGGAGGGACUCUGCAUACUGUUGGCCACAUUUCCACAGCUGAUUGUGUGCAUUGUAUUCAUGCUGUUGCCCAUGAAAGAAGGACUUGGUGUUUGUAUCAUGAAACAGUGACAGCCCGUGCUCUGCAGCUGUGGCCCAGAGGUAUUAAUAGCAUUACUGAUAACUUUAAGCUGUUAAAUAGAUUUGUGACUCGGGAGAAGCUGUCUUCCUUUGACUAUCACACCUCUAUCCAAAGUGAAGGGUUUCCUGUACAACUAACAUUCAGUGAUUAUUGUUAAUAACACCCUAAAGAGUAUGUUAAGGCCAUUGCCUCAACAACAUUUAAAAAAAUCUAUAUAGUAAGCAAUAAGCAUACAAAAAUGAAGGCCCUUGGAGCUGAAUAUUUCAUGACUAGAGGUAAUUAAAACUAAAGCUGUGGUCAGAAACUCAUAACAUAUUCAAACACGAGAUCACCAGAACAAGGUCUGAACAAUAAUGUCUGAAAUUAACUAAAACAAUAAGAAGAAUUGAAAACAAAAUCACAAACAAUGAACUUUUAUGUCAAUGAUGAUAACUGCGUUUUUUAAAACCUCAGCGUAUGACAUGUACUUGCUUGCGCUGGCUUUCUUUUCAUACGUUUGUCUGGAUUAGUUACAGUAUAACCUCUAAACGUUGAGCUGAUGGUUGGUUGGACCGACAUUAGAUCUCAUUGGCUGUCGUUGCUAUUUUCAGUUUAUGGGAUUCAGAUUAUUUAUGCACUAAAUACUGAAAUGGUGGUAUAUUUAGAUUUGCAGGGGAUUCACAAUACUGCUAAUGUGAUACAUUUGGUUUGUCGUCCAGCCCUUCGUCUGGGUGAUAAAUAAUUAUCACAAUUAUAUUAAAAAUAUUUUCACGAUCACAUUAUAACCAAAGUGAUCAAAGCAUUGAACUGUCUUCCAUUGUUACACAUUACAUGAGAUCAAACUCUUCAUACUUUAUGUGUAAAACAAAAAGUUCAAUAACAAAUUUUGAUUUGUCUUUUAUGAUAGCUUGCUCUAAAUCUAGAAUUUGACAAACGGAACAAAUCUGAUCGGAUAGGACACGGUCGUGCUGUACGUCAUGAUGUGAUUCAGCUGAAAGUGAAUGAGCAGCAUAUUUAUGAACUAUCGGCACUGCCCUACUUAGAGCUCACAGAAGCCCACAGUAAACUUGAGGAGAGGGUGACACUGAGUUACAGUCUGGUGGUGAUAUGUACACUGACGGUAAUAUUGGAAAGGUAACCUUCACCUGCUUUGAAAAGGGAGGCAGUGAGGGUUGUUACUGCAGCUCAGGGGAACGACAGUAUGAAUGAUGCUGUAUUGGUUGAGUCACACUGACCCGUCUGCAGGAGGUCAGAUUCAAAGUGGUCCAUCAGCGGCUGGUGAUCAGCACUGUAAACAGAUUCUGAUAUAUCAGAGGAAGGACAUGUCAAUCAAUGACGUAUGUUUUAUUUGACCUUUUGCACUUGUUCUAGAGUCUAUAUGUUGAAACUUAAUCUGAAAUCUUUUCAUCCCCCGCGUUUCAUCAUACAUAAUCUCCUGGUGGUGUCGUGUUAAAGUGAAAUAACAUUUACUUAAUACCAUCUCUGCCAUUUCGCUUUCCUGAAAUAGUUAGCUUUUUCUGUCUGGCUACAAAAAGCAGCAAUGCAUUCUGGUCCUAGUUGUGUUGAUGAGUGCUGGCUGCAGAGUUCUGUCUCCUCUCUGCUUCACUCACUCUCUCUCUUCCUCCCUCCCUCCCUCCCUCCCUCUCUCUCCCUUCCUCACCAAACUGCACUGCACUGAGAGAAGCAUGUGGAGGAGAAUUGUAAAUGUGCCGAGCUCUGUGAAUGUGUGUAUCCCGUGUGCGCGAGAGUUUCCGGAAGCAAGGGAAGCAAUGCACGAGAGGAGAUAGGAAUUACAGGAGGGAGCGCCCGGCAUCGCUCCCCUGUCUGUGUACUGUAUGUACGUGUGUGAGUAUGCAUGUAUGUGCGUGCACGCUGCAAUGCUGAACAGGGAAAGUCGCUGCCUCUGUCCCCUUCUCGCUGGGAUUAUGUAGAGGCCAAGGGCAACGUUGCGUCUCAGGGAGCGUGGAGUGGGAUCAGGCCUGCAGAGAGUGGGAUGAAGGGCCGGGGCUGCUGGGAGGCGGGGGCGGUCCGCUCCCUCUGCACCUCGGGCUGCCUGAGUAAAGUCAACCAGGAUGACUCGGGGGACGAGGAGCCUACAUCCCAGUCGGACCGCAGCGAGAUUCAGGGCACCCUGAAGAUACUCGUCAGCAAGCUCGACGACCUCAGCACAUGUAAUGAUCUGAUCGCGAAGCACGGGGCGGCCCUGCAGCGUUCCCUGAGCGAACUCGAGGGUCUGAAAGUCCCUGUGGAGGGAGGGGAGAAGAUCAAGGCAGUCAACGAGCGAGCCACCCUCUUCCGCAUCACUUCCAAUGCUAUGAUCAAUGCGUGUCGAGACUUUCUGGACCUAGCAGAGACUCACAGCAGGAGAUGGCAGCGGGCUCUGCAGUAUGAGCGAGAGCAGCGCACCCACCUAGAGGAGACCAUUGAGCAGCUAGCCAAGCAGCACAACAGCCUGGAGCGAGCGUGGCGAGAAGCACCCACACUUGUUUCCACCACACCCAGCGCCCCUACCACCAACAAGGGGGGGAGUGGGAGGCUGCGCAAAGAAGAGGCGAGUGAUGAAGAUGAGGAUACUGAGUACUUUGAUGCCAUGGAGGAUUCCCCUGCAUUUAUCACAGUGACUGCCACUGAGAACACACAGCACAGGUGUUCUCAGAGUAAUUUGAGUGGAGCAAGCGGAGGUCAACCCAAUGACUGUAACCAGGACGACCAUAUGUCUCCAAGCUGUAACGAUGUGUCGGGGAAGGAGCUGCAGCCUCGCAGACAGAGGCGCACACAUGUCCCAGACAAGCCCAACUACUCCCUCAAUUUGUGGAGCAUCAUGAAGAACUGCAUCGGCAAGGAGCUCUCCAAAAUCCCCAUGCCUGUGAACUUCAACGAGCCUUUGUCGAUGCUGCAGCGUCUCACCGAGGACCUGGAGUAUCAUGAGCUUCUGGACAAGGCGGCGCGCUGCGACUCCUCCAUGGAGCAGAUGUGCCUGGUCGCCGCCUUCUCCGUCUCGUCCUACUCCACCACGGUCCACCGGACAGCUAAGCCCUUCAACCCCCUCCUGGGUGAGACCUACGAGCUCGAUCGAAGGGAGGAGUUCGGCUACCGCUCGCUGUGUGAGCAGGUGAGCCAUCACCCCCCUGCAGCUGCACAUCAUGUGAUUUCCCAACGAGGCUGGACCCUGUGGCAGGAAAUCACCAUCGCCAGCAAGUUCCGUGGCAAAUACCUCUCCAUAAUGCCUCUGGGUGCCAUUCACUUGCAGUUCCACUCCAGUGGGAACCAAUACGUGUGGAGAAAGGUCACCUCCACAGUGCACAACAUCAUUGUGGGCAAGCUGUGGAUUGACCAGUCGGGGGACAUUGAGAUUGUGAAUCACAGGACCAAGGAGACCUGUCAACUCAAGUUUUCUCCCUACAGUUAUUUUUCCAGGGACGUUCCACGGAAGGUGACAGGUGUGGUGGCAGACAGUGGGGGUCAGGCUCACUACGUCCUCUCUGGUACGUGGGAUGAUAAAAUUGAGAGUGCCAAGAUCAUUCAGAGCAGCCGAGGGGGCAGCGGAUCAGAGGGCAAGCAGAAGACGGUCUAUCAGACGUUGUCUCCCAAGCCGCUGUGGAAGAAAUACCCUCUCCCGGAGAACGCUGAGAACAUGUACUACUUCUCAGCGCUGGCACUGACCCUAAACGAGCAGGAGGACGGAGUGGGAGUGACCGACAGCCGUCUGAGACCAGACCAGAAGCUGAUGGAGGAAGGGAGAUGGGAUGAGGCAAACUCAGAAAAGCAGAGGCUAGAGGAGAAACAAAGAGCCGUGAGGAGGAGGAGGGAAGCGGAGGCCACAGAUGCUCUGGAUGAAGAGUGUGAUUAUGACUCUGGGAAAGAAUAUGAAGGCUACCAGCCGUUGUGGUUCCACCAGAGGAGGGACUCAGUCACUGGAGAAACAAACUUUGUGUACAAGGGAGGUUACUGGGAGGCAAAGGAGAGGCAGGACUGGAGCAUGUGUCCUAACAUCUUCUAACCCAGGAACGCACUCCGGAUCACACCUAACCUCAUCGGACAAGGGAACUGCUCUGCCUCUGCUCCUUCAGCAAUGGGGCGUAGCACCAUGUGGACCUGUAGUGGGCAUGAGAAUGUGUAUGUUUCACACACUCUCGGAUUACCUCCAAAUGUACACUCUGUUUUUACUAUGGGGAAAAAGAAGGGGCGCCCCCCUGAGUCUUUGACACUAUACUGAAACAGCAGUGAGAUAAUGUGUGGAUGUGAGUCGGUGUUGGAGUUGUGGCACAACACAACAAAAGGCACCUGCACACUCCUGAGAUCAGGUGCUCCAUAAAUCUUACUCACAAUGCACUUUUCUGUGUUCACCCGAUUUAAGAGUUUUUAGCGAUUGGAC
This is a messenger RNA of Anarrhichthys ocellatus (wolf-eel), 10156 nucleotides long. RefSeq names its product oxysterol binding protein 2b (gene osbp2b). The record is from RefSeq and is a predicted model, not a curated record. Lineage: Eukaryota; Metazoa; Chordata; Actinopteri; Perciformes; Anarhichadidae. Gene Ontology annotation, molecular function: cholesterol binding. Bases 7637 to 9781 code for a protein of 714 amino acids. The transcript has 14 exons. Gene Ontology annotation, cellular component: cytosol; plasma membrane; perinuclear endoplasmic reticulum.